AUGGUUGAUAAUAACUCAGAUGUCGCUACGGCUAAACAGAACCAAGAAGUAAAACUUCCUACUGAAGUUUCUAUUUCUAAUGGAAAACAUAAGCUUACUUCUAGAUGGUGCCUUUGGUACCUUAAAGGUGAUAGAAAUAAGGAGUGGGAAGAUUGUCUUAAGAUGGUUUCAACUUUUGAUACUGUUGAAGACUUUUGGGCACUUUAUCAUCACAUUCAGUUAGCAAGUGGUUUAAACUGGGGCAGUGAUUACUAUCUUUUUAAAGAAGGCAUUAAACCAAUGUGGGAAGAUGCUAAUAAUGUUAAAGGUGGACGUUGGUUAGUUGUUGUUGAUAAAAGUAAACGAGCAGCUAAGCUUGAUCAUUAUUGGAUUGAAUUAAUGAUGGCAAUCAUUGGAGAACAAUUUGAAAAUUACGGGCCUUAUAUUUGUGGUGCUGUUGUUAAUAUUAGACAAAAGGGUGAUAAAGUCUCUCUUUGGACUCGUGAUGCUUCUCGUGAUGAUAUAAACUUACGUAUUGGACAAAUUUUGAAGGAAAAACUCGAAAUUCCUGACAAUGAAUCGAUAAGAUAUGAAGUUCACAAGGACUCAUCUAAUAAGACUGGUUCAAUGGUAAAACCAAGAAUUGUCCUUCCUGAAAAAUUAUCAUCACGUCAAGAUUCCAAAAACUAA
This is a messenger RNA of Strongyloides ratti, 669 nucleotides long. RefSeq names its product Translation Initiation factor eIF-4e family and Translation Initiation factor eIF-4e-like domain-containing protein. Bases 1 to 669 code for a protein of 222 amino acids. Gene Ontology annotation, molecular function: RNA 7-methylguanosine cap binding; translation initiation factor activity. The transcript has 2 exons. NCBI's taxonomy places the organism in Eukaryota, Metazoa, Nematoda, Chromadorea, Rhabditida, Strongyloididae. Gene Ontology annotation, cellular component: eukaryotic translation initiation factor 4F complex; cytoplasm. The record is from RefSeq and is a predicted model, not a curated record. Gene Ontology annotation, biological process: translational initiation.